Messenger RNA from Lotus japonicus, 636 nucleotides. RefSeq lists its product as uncharacterized. NCBI's taxonomy places the organism in Eukaryota, Viridiplantae, Streptophyta, Magnoliopsida, Fabales, Fabaceae. The transcript has a single exon. Gene Ontology annotation, cellular component: cytochrome b6f complex. The record is from RefSeq and is a predicted model, not a curated record. Bases 59 to 457 code for a protein of 132 amino acids.
CUUUUCCUUCGUUCAUAUUCCUCACCACAAGUAACUCAUCCGUGACCCAUUCGAUCAAAUGGCCAUGGCCGGAGCUACCCUCUGUCCUCAGAGCAUCACCGGAGCAAUGGUGAGCUCAAGCAGCAACACCACCACCACCAAGAAGAGAAUGACCAAAGCCAUUCACGUGAGAGGCCUCAACUCAUUCGGUGGACUGAAAGCCACCAACGAUGUGAUCUCCAUGGGUCUUCCUUCCAGCACCGAGCAUUGCUUUGCUAAGAUUGUGAGCUCAGUGAAGGCGACCUCAUCAUCAACCGGAAGAGGAAAGCGUGGUGGAGCACUCUCGUCGACAUGCAAUGCUGCCGGUGAGAUAUUCACCAUUGCAGCAAUCAUAAACGGACUUACUCUCGUUGGGGUUGCAGUUGGGUUUGUGCUUCUUCGGAUUGAAGCGUGGGAAGAGGAACAGAGUGAAGGUUGAAUCAGAUAAGCGAGUAAUUUCAAGAACAUGUUUGUAUUAUUGUAUUUGAGUAGUACUGUGGUUUGUUUAUGAUUUGCUAUUAUGGCUGAAAUACAUGUUUCAGGACGUUCAAUUCUGUCUUUGCAAAUAUAUUUUUCAUACAAGUUCAAAUGAAAUAAUAUUCGUCUAUUUUCAUACAA